Colletotrichum orchidophilum is the source of this 591-nucleotide messenger RNA. RefSeq lists its product as uncharacterized. Bases 1 to 591 code for a protein of 196 amino acids. Lineage: Eukaryota; Fungi; Ascomycota; Sordariomycetes; Glomerellales; Glomerellaceae. The transcript has a single exon. The record is from RefSeq and is a predicted model, not a curated record.
AUGUCAUUAUUCCAUGUCUCAAAACCUGCUUACAACCUUCCCUUCUUACAGUACACGCUGCUCAACUCCGCCAGAUCAAUCAGCGUCGUGACCGUGAGCCCGCCCUCUGAACUGGACGAUCCACUCAAAUGCGAGUUGAGAAGCAUGCAAAUGGGCACCUCGUCGGAGGAUACAGGAUCAUGCGAGGCGGUCUCAUAUGUUUGGGGCGUGAGACAUAGCGAACACCCGAUAGAAUAUAAUGGCUGCCAAGUUGACGUUAGGGAGAAUCACUUGAAGGCUUUGCGUCUUCUAGGUUAUCUUAAUCGUGAGCAUCUGCUCUGGAUAGAUGCUAUCUGUAUCAACCAGGCCAGCGUUCCGGGUAAAAGCGCCCAGGUAGCACUGAUGGAAGAUGUCUACAGACUCCACUAUCGUAGAAGCGUUUGUACAGGUACGAGUAAGUCUUCCUAUGAGAUACUCCACUCGUUGUUUCGACGAAAAGGAUGGGCCGCGUUUUUGCUCAGAGCUUCGCCUAACGCAAAGCUCUCAACACCACGACAAUGGCUUACGCCUUUUGCAUACAACCUUGCACAAGGAAAAGCGAAUGCCGCAUAA